AUGGGCGGCGAGACCUCAGGAGAAAGUCAAGGAGAAGAAGCUGAGAAGGUCAAGCCCUACCCAUAUCGUGGAAUGGUCACCAGGAAGAGAGACACCACGAUCGAUGUGGCCAGUCUGUUCAAGGAUGUGGAAGUCAAGGUGCCACUCUUGACGGCAUUAAAGAUGCCCCUAAUCAGCAAGUUUAUAAAGGACUACCUGGCGGGGAAGGUCAAUGAAGAAGGGAGAAUGAUCACUGAGGAAAAUGUCUCUGCAGUGAUCCAGCGGAGCGACCUCCAAUCAAAGAAGACCGACCCAGGGAUGUUCACACUCCCAAUUUCGAUCAGAGAUAUUCAAGUGGAGCACGCAAUGUGUGAUUUGGGGGUGUCUAUCAAUGUUCUGCCGUAUUCCAUUUAUAAGAAGUUGGGAGAGGCCAAGCUAGUUGAUACUGACAUCAUGAUACAGCUGGCCGACAGGUCUUGCAUUCACCCGGAGGGAAUUCUGGAAGAUGUAAUAGUGAAGGUGAAUGAUUUUCUAUACACAGCCGACUUCUUCGUCAUAAAAAUGAUAGAACAAGCGGUGAAGGAGUCUAGUGGAGUCCUGUUGGGAAGGUUGUUCCUGUCUACGGCCAGCACUAUAAUCGACGUCCGUAAUGGGACGAUCAGUUUGGAUUUCAAUGGAGAACAGUUUACAUUCAAUAUUGACGAAGCAAUGAAGAGGCCGUCGGACAGUGAAAACAUGUAUUCGGUGGAUGCGACCGACCCGCUAGUCCAGGAGUAUCUGGAGGAGGAAUUCAUACAAAGGCAGUUCACAGACUCCACCGCGGACGAAGAGGUUGAGAGAGAAGUCGCCUACUGGUGUGAAGCCAUGAACGUCGGUGAAAUGGAUGAUCAAGCCAUCGCGAAAGUGGUGAUGGAUUUCUGCGAACGACGGCCACCAGCUGGGUCAAGCGGGAUUUCUCAAGUGUCUAGCCUCGAGAAGCUGCCUGAUCAAGGCAAGCCACUGAGAAGAGAAACGGAAGAAAAUCAUCUGCCUACUGAAGUACCGACGCCCGCAAAGGAAUUGAAGCCCCUUCCAGCACAUUUGAAGUACGCCUAUCUGGGGGAAGAUGAAAUAAAGCCAGUUAUCAUCAACAGUCAGUUGACCCAAGGGCAGGAAGAUAAAUUGCUGGAAGUACUGAGGCGAAAUCAGAAGGCCAUCGGGUGGAAGUUGACAGAUCUGGUGGGCAUUAGCCCAGAUUUAUGCAUGCACCAUAUCAGGUUGGAAGAAGGAGUAAACCACACCGUGACCAGUAGCGCAAACUCAACCCCAACAUGA
Messenger RNA from Salvia splendens (bonfire salvia), 1293 nucleotides. RefSeq lists its product as uncharacterized. NCBI's taxonomy places the organism in Eukaryota, Viridiplantae, Streptophyta, Magnoliopsida, Lamiales, Lamiaceae. Bases 1 to 1293 code for a protein of 430 amino acids. The transcript has a single exon. The record is from RefSeq and is a predicted model, not a curated record.